Penaeus monodon (black tiger shrimp) is the source of this 1447-nucleotide messenger RNA. RefSeq names its product thioredoxin domain-containing protein 15-like. Lineage: Eukaryota; Metazoa; Arthropoda; Malacostraca; Decapoda; Penaeidae. The record is from RefSeq and is a predicted model, not a curated record. Gene Ontology annotation, cellular component: cilium. Gene Ontology annotation, biological process: cilium assembly.
CGCCGUCCUCGGGAAGGUCGGCAGGAAGGCUGCGGCGGCACUCGGUUGAAAUGUGGAAGCAGAGGUUCCACAUGGGAUAUGUUUGGCUUCUACUGGUUUUGUGUGCAACAGUAGCGCAUUCAGAGGAUAAUGUAAAAUUUGAAGGAACACGUGAACGAAAUGACCAUGAUACUGACGGAGAGUGGGAGGCCAGUGGGAAGAAGUCAUACGUAAUAGAUGGGAAGGCAAAUGCAGAUGAAAAAUAUGGAACUGAUGAUUCUAUACCCACUGAAGAAACUUGUCACAUAGAUGAUUGUUCAUUAAUGCAGGAUAACGAUGACCAGAGUGAAUUAUCAAUGCUGAUUGACCAGGAUGGAGAGCUCAGCUCAGAGGAGGAUAAGGCCGCCCCACAAGAUUUUAGUGAAUUAAACAGUAAAUGCUCUAAAGAAACAAUUCAGGAACCAACAGAUGAAGAUGCAGCCAAAGAAGCAUCCAGAGAAGGAACACCAGGCAAUGGAGGAGCUCUAAAUUGAACAAGGUGGAUCCUGAAAUGGAAAAUAUACCUCUUCGAGAAAUAUUAUUGAAACUAAAGCCUGAAGGUUUAACUGAUGAUGAUGAAGAGGAGGAUCAGAAUAGUGAAUACAGCACUACAGAAGGCAGCAUGGGAGAUGAAUCAGAGGUAGAAGAAGAAGCUCUUAUAUCAUCUGGAUCAUCAGAGAAGCAGGAUGAUAAUCUUGCCAAGACUGGUGAUUCCAACAGCACGGGGGGCAUUAGUGGGAAUACAAAUGCAGGAAGCAAAAAGGCAGUUUGCUCAAGAGUCAACACAAGUGAACCUGUACAAGAUGUUGAGAUUAUCAAUGCAACUGCACUUAUGAAAUUACUUCAGGGGGACCCCAACAUAACUAGCAGGACGCUGGCCGGACCAUGCUAUUUAGUGUAUUUCUUCAGUCCAUACUGCCCAUUUUCUGUAAAGGGAUCACCAUAUGUAAAUGCCAUGGCACGUUCUAUUCCUAAUAUACCAGUCUAUGGUUUAGAUAGUAUUGAGUACCAUAGUGUAAAUGCCCGUUAUGGUGUCAUGGGAACCCCGACACUCCUGCUGUUUCACAAUGGAAAUGGGGUUGGACGAUUCAAUGCCUCAGAUUACUCGGUCCUACAGUUGGUUUCUUUUAUUAAUCACUACACUGACCAGGAAAUUACUGACAUAAAUGUCACAUCCUUAGACUUUCAGGCCAACCUCCCAUCCAAAUUAGCCGAAGGCUGUCCAUAUGCUCUGUGGGCUGCAUGGGUCUUCCUUCUGAGCUGUGCAUCUUGGCUGUUCCUCACAUCAGAGUUGUGCGCAAGACUGACAGAGGCAAUCCUGAACAACUGGCGGGAAGCUGAAGCACAACAUGACCACCAUGAUUAAGAGGGAAAUGGAGAUACAGUCUCAGGAUAUUUUUUGGCUCAUAGUCAUUUUACUUUUUUGUUG